GGCUUUGCGCAUGCUCUGUUUCUGGGUGUCUGGCAACAGCUAACCAGCCCCGGCAGGCAGACACCAGCCGGCGGCAGCAGCAGCGGCGAUUCUCGGCGUGUCUUCCACAAAAUAGCUCGCUGUCGGGUUCUUCGCAUUUUUGUUGAGACAAAGUCACUCGGCCGGGGGGGGAGAAAAGAGUGGGAAGACAACCACGAGCCCUGCGCAAAGAUAUGAGCGGCAGCGGGCGGCCCAGGACCAGCUCGUUUGCUGAGCCGCCAGGAGUUCCAGGAGCCGCCGCCGCCGCGUCCGCCGGAUCAGCCGCUGCCGUGGGGAGCAGCACAGGAAAGUCCGGGGUCGCACAGGCCUCCGGCAGUAGCUUGUCGGGAUGCUCGAACCUCAAGCUCGCCAGAGACAGCGGCAAGGUGACGACGGUGGUGGCCACACCGGGUCAGGGCCCGGACCGCCCCCAAGAAGUGUCCUACACUGACAUUAAGGUGAUCGGCAACGGCUCGUUUGGGGUGGUCUACCAGGCGCGCCUCAUCGACAGCCAAGAGAUGGUGGCCAUCAAGAAGGUUCUCCAAGAUAAGAGGUUCAAGAAUCGGGAGCUGCAGAUCAUGAGGAAGUUGGACCACUGUAACAUUGUCAGACUACGUUACUUCUUCUACUCCAGCGGAGAGAAGAAGGAUGAAGUGUACCUCAACUUGGUGCUGGACUUUGUCCCUGAGACGGUCUACAGGGUUGCCCGGCAUUUCAACAAGAACAAGAGCAUCAUUCCUAUCAUCUACGUCAAGGUGUACAUGUACCAGCUCUUUCGCAGUUUGGCUUACAUCCACUCGCAAGGCGUGUGUCACCGGGACAUCAAGCCGCAGAACCUGCUGGUGGACCCUGAAACAGCCAUCCUCAAGCUGUGUGACUUUGGCAGCGCCAAGCAGCUGGUGCGUGGCGAGCCCAACGUGUCGUAUAUCUGCUCGCGCUACUACCGGGCUCCCGAGCUCAUCUUCGGCGCCACCGACUACACGGCCAACAUCGACAUCUGGUCGGCAGGCUGCGUCCUGGCCGAGCUCCUGCUGGGCCAGCCCAUCUUCCCCGGCGACAGCGGCGUCGACCAGUUGGUGGAGAUCAUCAAGGUGCUUGGCACCCCAACCAGGGAGCAAAUCCGAGAGAUGAACCCCAACUACACAGAAUUCAAGUUCCCGCAGAUCAAAGCUCACCCUUGGACCAAGGUGUUCAAACCGCGCACGCCGCCCGAAGCCAUCGCGCUUUGCUCUCGCCUGCUGGAGUACACGCCGGCCUCGCGCCUCUCGCCGCUGGAGGCCUGCUCGCACACCUUCUUCGACGAGCUGCGGCAGCCCAACACGCGGCUGCCAAGCGGGCGAGAGUUGCCCGUGCUCUUCAACUUCAGCACUACAGAGUUGUCUAUCCAACCUCAGCUGAACUCCACGCUCAUCCCUCCGCACGCUCGCGCGCACACAGCUUCUUCCUCUCACGGUAGGAACGCUCUUUGCUUCACUCUCAACCUUCUUAGUACAAAGUUGCGCACACCAGCAAACGACUCCGCGUGCGAUGCUUCCAACGUUAACCGAUAAACAACAUCGAUGUUUUAGUGAUGCAUUCUGAUGGCUGCUAUCAUGAAACCCCCACCCCAAAACAGAAUUCAUUCCAAUCACUAGUUUAAACACGAGGCAGCAACACACAUAGAGCGCGUACAACAA
Messenger RNA from Hippocampus comes (tiger tail seahorse), 1694 nucleotides. Its product is annotated as glycogen synthase kinase-3 beta-like. The transcript has 10 exons. Gene Ontology annotation, cellular component: nucleus; axon; cytoplasm. The coding region runs from base 213 to 1568 and encodes 451 amino acids. The record is from RefSeq and is a predicted model, not a curated record. Gene Ontology annotation, molecular function: ATP binding; protein serine/threonine kinase activity. NCBI's taxonomy places the organism in Eukaryota, Metazoa, Chordata, Actinopteri, Syngnathiformes, Syngnathidae. Gene Ontology annotation, biological process: positive regulation of proteasomal ubiquitin-dependent protein catabolic process; peptidyl-threonine phosphorylation; regulation of microtubule cytoskeleton organization.